Messenger RNA from Aedes albopictus (Asian tiger mosquito), 5424 nucleotides. It is a transcript of the gene MED14, whose product is annotated as mediator of RNA polymerase II transcription subunit 14. Lineage: Eukaryota; Metazoa; Arthropoda; Insecta; Diptera; Culicidae. Bases 380 to 5182 code for a protein of 1600 amino acids. Gene Ontology annotation, cellular component: core mediator complex; mediator complex. Gene Ontology annotation, biological process: regulation of transcription by RNA polymerase II. The record is from RefSeq and is a predicted model, not a curated record. Gene Ontology annotation, molecular function: transcription coregulator activity. The transcript has 6 exons.
GGCUCCAUCUGUCAAAGGCGAAAAAUGCCACUGUGUUGUCGCUUUCUCGCGUAGAAAAUGUUGCUCUAAUUUUGUCGAAAUUUGGUGAUAAUUUUUGCCUAGAACCUUAAAAUAACAUUCGCGGCGGGUGCAACAAUGUACGCUUGAUCCGUUUCCGGUGGAGUUUGGUGUGCGGAAGUGUUUUCCUGUCGGAUAGGGACCGAAUUUGUGUCGUCGCGAGUGAAGUGUAUCCCCUCACCACACCACACCCGCACACGGCGCACCCACUAAUUGAUCGUGGUGGACUAGGAAAAAAAAGCUACGUUUUUGUGGGGAAGAAACAGAUUUAGGAACUAUAGCAUUGGCUCCGGAAGGAGCGGGCGCGACCGCUAUUGGAACCAUGACGCCGCAACCAUUGGAGCAGGGAGGAGGAGCCGUGGCCAGCUUCAUCCCGACCGGGCAGGAAAUGGCGCAGCGGCAGAAUUUGAUUCCGCUGGGGCGGCUGAUCGAUUUCAUUAUCCAGCGGACGUACCACGAGCUAACGGUACUGGCGGAACUGUUGCCCCGCAAAACCGACAUGGAGCGGAAGAUCGAGAUCUACAACUUCUCCGCCAGCACCCGGCAGUUGUUCAUCCGGCUUCUUGCCCUAGUCAAAUGGGCAAAUUCCGCUUCGAAGGUGGACAAGUCGGCCAAGAUCAUGGCCUUCCUGGACAAACAGUCCCUGCUGUUCAUGGAUACGGCCGACAUGCUAUCCCGGAUGGCUCGCGAAACGCUGGUCAAUGCCCGGCUGCCCAACUUUCACAUCCCGGCGGCAGUGGAAAUUCUCACCACCGGAACGUAUUCACGGUUGCCCUCGAUCAUUCGGGAACGGAUCGUCCCGCCGGAUCCGAUCACCACUCUGGAAAAGCGACAAACGUUGCAGCGUUUGAAUCAAGUUAUCCAACAUCGGUUGGUCACCGGGAAUUUACUGCCCCAGUUGAGGAAGUUCAAGAUUGAAAACGGCCGGGUGACCUUCAAGGUCGAUCACGAAUUUGAAGUGUCCCUCACGGUUAUGGGUGACGGACCGAACAUUCCGUGGCGUUUAUUGGACAUUGACGUUCUGGUGGAGGAUAAAGAGACCGGCGAUGGCAAGGCCUUAGUUCACACUUUGCAGGUCAACUACAUUCACCAGCUGAUCCAAGGCCGCAUCGUGGACAGCCCGGAUGCCUUGGCGGAGGUGUACAACUGUCUCCAUUACUUCUGCCAAUCGCUGCAACUGGAAGUUCUGUAUACCCAAACGCUGCGUUUAAUGCGCGACCGGCUGGAUGAUCACAUUCACGUAGACGAGUACAUUCCGGGGACCAAGCUGACCGUUUCGUACUGGCGGGAGCUGACCAAUAAAGAUCCCAAGUCGGAACUUGGCUACCGGCUGAUGAUUCAAACCGAUCAAAGCGAUACAACCAAGCAGCUGGCCAUUCUUCAUAUCCCCUCGAUCGGCACGAAGGAAGUGGACAUUGCUGAUCGCGCCGUUCGUUCCGAGCUACUCUCCAUGGAGCGGCUUCUUGUACACACGGUUUACGUCCGAUCCUUGGCCCGCCUAGGCGAUCUCAAAACCGAGCUGCAACUUUUCCUGAAAGAUGUCGACUACAGCAUCCAGGGAACACCUGCCAUGCUGCUGGUUCCCGUCCUGAACCCAUGCCUUCGGGCCGAACACAUCUACAUCACCGUGGACACGCACACCGGCAUGCUGCGGUGUCACGUCCCGAAGCACCUGGACUGCCCGAUCAUGCCGGAGUUGCAGCACGCGUUGAACAACGACCGCAGCAAGCUGCAGCACCUGUUCUCGGAGCUGCGCUACUGGAUCACACAGCGGCGGUGCGAGAAGACGCUGCAGCACCUGCCGGCGACCACGCAGGAACGGCUGCCGCUGGUCUUCCCACCGGAUCAUCCCAUCGAGAAGAUUGGACCGCACCGGGUGUACAUCCAGAUGUGCCGCCAUGCGAACGUUAUUCUGAUCGUCGAACUCAAAGAGAAGGACUCCAGUCCCAACGAAAUGACCUACACCUUCUACCUGGUGCUGGUGAAACCUUCCUCCAUGGAAGACAGUCAAGCUUCGGACCAAGAUCAACCAGCCUCCACAGCUGCAGCUUCGGCGAACCAAUCUGGGCCAGGAUCCGUUCCUCCGGGAGGUCCUCCAAGUGUCUCGAGCGUCACCGCCGGUGGAACGUCGCAAUCAUCGGCACCAUCCGGCUCUGCCGCCGCCGCAGAAAGCGAUGGAUUGCCCAAAAUGUACCUCAAAGUUCUGUCGCUGAUCGAGUUCGAUACCUUCGUGGCGACCCACGGGCCAGGAACUUACGUCGAUGAGCAAACAAUUGGAUCCAAACGGAAGCUGCUUGGCGUGGAAGGACCUUCCGCCAAGCAGUCGAAGACCAUCUACCCGGCGUACUUUAUCCCGGAACUGGCCCACGUGGUGGCCAUGUGUGAUGAAAAGCUACCGUUCGUUGCGCUGGCCAAGGAUUUGACACGCCGCAAGAUCCCUCACGGCGGUGUCCAAGUGGAAGCCAAUGCAACUUCCUUGGUGUUGAAGCUGCUGACGCUGCCGCAACCGAAACCGCCAGUAAUUCCGGUGGCCAGCAAUGCGGCCGCUUCCCAAUCCGGUCCGGAUCAGAAACCGCCGGAGCCGAAGGUUGUGAGUGUACCGAAGAUCGACAAGGACGUUUGGAAUGCUCUGCUGAAGCGCUUGCUUUCGGUGUCUGUUCGGGCUCAGAUCAACAAAAGUAUCCAGACUCGGAUGUGGACUGUGGAACUUGUAUUCUACGGAACUCCGUUGGCCAGUAUGCACCACAAGGAGCAGGGAAUGCGACGUGCGGUUUAUCUGACGUACGACAUGCUUCCGGUUGACUCGGUGGACAAGUUCGUAGACAUGAUCCUCAACGACUGGUCCAAGAUCGUCUACCUGUACACGUUGGUUCACGACUUCCGCGAGCAGUUCAGAAAUGACAAGUACAAUCUGCACAACCUUGUGAACAUCAAGUCCUACAGCUACACAAGCCUUCUCCUGGCUUACGGUCCGAACAAAGAGGUCAACGUCAAUAUCUACUGGGACACCGAAGCCAAGGAGUUCAAAAUGGUCUUCACCGGCGGUAACAACGCUAUCAACGCCCAUUCUAUGAUGCGGGACCAGCUGCAGGCUCACCUGAACCACAACUACGAUCUGGCGCAGAUUGUCUAUCUAUUGCACGAGACCUACCAACCGCUGUCAUCGAUCGCCAAACUCCCCAUCAUACCGCACCUGGCCAUUCUGCAGUCCCCGAAGAUUCCGGUGCUCUCGUUCUGCAUCAUUCCGCAAUCGCCAACGCUGCUGAGGAUUUCCUUCCAAGGAGUCUACUGUCUCGAGGUUCGUCUCCGAGGAUCCGGACUCUGCUCAAUCCGCGAUGGCGCCUACAGCCGAUUCGAUCGUAGUCACGUCGUGGAAGAGUUCACUCCCACGCAAGGCCUGAAAGGUUUCCUGUCCAAGUACGUAGACGAAUCGGCCGUUUACCGGCGCCGAUCACAGUCCGAAGACGACAACCCACCGUCUCCCAUCACCAUGGAGGACCCCCACGGCGGACCAGCAUCCGUGGGAUCGACCUUCCUCAGCGGUGGCGCAAUGCGUGGUCCCCAAAGCCCACGCGAUCCGGGACUUCGCUUCGCGGCACCCCUAACGCCUCCAUCGGGGUCCAACCCGCACACUCCGGCCUCGCCGCAUCCCCAGGGUAUCGGCGGUACCCAAACGCAUCCGAACUUCAACAUGACUUCUCCGCCGGCUCCGCACAUGCCUCAUCCUUCGCCAAGCGGUGGGCUCAUGCCGUCCUCACCGCUGAACCCGCAACCCAGCCCCAUGGCGGCGCAUUCGCCGGGACCGACCAAUCUGCCGUACAUGUCCGGUCACACCGAUAGUCCGUUCAGUGCCCAUUCGCCGGCCGCCUCCAACUGGCCGGGAUCGCCGGGCAUGCCGAGACCUUCGCCCCGUCCGGGACAAAGCCCGGACCAUAAGGCUCAGACUCCCCAUCACAACACGUCGCGAGUUCUUCCGGCUCGGUCGUGGGCCGGUGCCAUACCCACUCUUCUCACGCACGAGGCUCUGGACACGUUAUGCCGUGCAACGGUUCAUCCGCAGAAGGAAAUCCCCGGACCGGAACUCAGUCCGCUGGAACGGUUCCUCGGAUCUGUAUUCAUGCGCCGGCAGCUGCAGCGAAUUAUCCACCAGGAAGAUAAUUUGACGGCCAUCACAUCAAACGAGCCCGGUGUAGUGCUCUUCAAGGCGGAUAAUCUGCAGUACCAGGUGUUCCUGAACCCGAACCACAUGCAGUCGCUACAUAUGAAGGUCAGCCAAGCACCGAUGGCCCCGACCAUGGAUGGCAAACCACCCUACCAGUGGCCUCCGGAAGAUCUCCAAAUCCUGGAACAGUUCUUCGAUCAACGGGUCGCUGCACCGCCGUACCGUCCGGCCGUCGUUACCAGCUUCACCCGGAUGCUGAAUCUCCCGUCCCAGGUGAUGAAGGACUUCAUCCAGAUCAUGCGGCUCGAUCUGAUCCCCGAACUGGGCCAGGGAAAUAAAUGGAACGUGCAAUUCAUUCUCCGGAUGCCACCGUCGGCAACGCCGAUCGUUCCCGUUGGCACCACCACCAUUCUGUCCCACCGGCAGAAAAUCCUGUUCUUCAUCCAAAUUACCCGCGUUCCGUAUCUACCGAACAUGGAGCUGAAGGACUCCGUUACCAUGCUCCUUCCGAUGGUUUACGAUAUGACCGUGAACCACACCCAGCUGGCGGAACGGCGCGAACAGGUCAUUCCGCAGCUGACCAGUGCCGUCAGUGCACACCUGAGACGGUUCGUCGAGUGCACCGUGCUCCAACCGGGCGAAUGCUCUCUCUUCCCGGCCGUACGGGACCUGCUGAUGAAUCUGACUCUGCCAAACGAACAACCUCCACCGGGACAAAUAGGAAAUCAGAUCGGACCGAUGGGCGGUAUGGCACCGGGAGGACCCGGCGGGCCUGGUCCUAUGGGAGGCCAAAUUGCACCGUCGCCGGUGGGGGCCCAAGUCGGAUCGAGUCCGAAUCCGAUGAUGCACUCCCCGAUGCAGAUGGGAGGGGGCGGUGGCCAGCAGGGUAACUACGCCGGAAUGGUAGGCGGGGGAGCACAAUCCGGCGGCCCGGGUGGUCCCGGCGCCGGUGGACCGAAUUGAGGUUACUGAGCGACUAUUUUAUAGCUACUCAAUGCUGGCUGGUGUGUGUUAAGGUCUCCUAGGAUAAGUUUCAAUCAUCAUAAACAUACAUUUUUAUGCUAGCGCACAGCACAUUGAAUGAUGGUGCAUUUGAAGCAUGAUUGCCACCUAGCAGGUAUGUGCGAAAGUGAAUAAUCAAAACGAAGAAACCAUAGUGCAUAGAAAAUAAUAAAGUAUUCUUCGUAAGAAACUUUCAAUAAUUA